Peromyscus maniculatus bairdii (prairie deer mouse) is the source of this 3733-nucleotide messenger RNA. It is a transcript of the gene Myb, whose product is annotated as MYB proto-oncogene, transcription factor. The record is from RefSeq and is a predicted model, not a curated record. Gene Ontology annotation, biological process: regulation of DNA-templated transcription. Lineage: Eukaryota; Metazoa; Chordata; Mammalia; Rodentia; Cricetidae. Gene Ontology annotation, molecular function: DNA-binding transcription factor activity, RNA polymerase II-specific; RNA polymerase II cis-regulatory region sequence-specific DNA binding. Gene Ontology annotation, cellular component: nucleus.
GGGAGUGUCCAAAGCUCUUUGUUUGAUGGCAUCUGUUUACAGAGUUACACUUUAAUAUCAACCUGUUUCCUCCUCCUCCUUCUCCUCCUCCUCCUCCGUGACCUCCUUCUCCUCCCCUUUCUCCUGAGAAACUUCGCCCCGGCCGUGCGGAGCGCCGCUGCGCAGCCGGGGAAGGACGCAGGCAAGGCGGAGGGCAGCGGGAGGCGGCAACCGGUGCGGUCCCCGGGGCUCUUGGCGGAGCCCCGGCCCGCCUCGCCAUGGCCCGGAGACCCCGGCACAGCAUAUACAGUAGCGAUGAGGACGAUGAAGACAUUGAGAUGUGUGACCAUGACUAUGAUGGGCUGCUUCCCAAAUCUGGAAAGCGUCACUUGGGGAAAACUAGGUGGACCAGGGAAGAGGAUGAAAAGCUGAAGAAGCUGGUGGAACAGAAUGGGACAGAUGACUGGAAAGUGAUCGCCAAUUACCUGCCGAACCGGACGGAUGUGCAGUGUCAACACCGGUGGCAGAAGGUGCUAAACCCUGAACUCAUCAAGGGUCCCUGGACCAAAGAGGAAGAUCAGAGAGUGAUCGAGCUUGUACAGAAAUACGGCCCAAAGCGUUGGUCCGUGAUUGCCAAGCACUUAAAAGGGAGGAUUGGAAAACAGUGUCGGGAGAGGUGGCACAACCACUUGAACCCAGAAGUUAAGAAAACCUCCUGGACAGAAGAGGAAGACAGGAUCAUCUACCAGGCACACAAGAGACUGGGGAACAGAUGGGCCGAAAUCGCAAAGCUACUGCCUGGACGGACUGAUAAUGCUAUCAAGAAUCACUGGAAUUCCACCAUGCGCCGGAAGGUAGAACAGGAAGGAUACCUGCAGGAGCCUUCCAAAGCCAGCCAGCCGCCGGUGGCCGCCAGCUUCCCGAAGAACAAUCAUCUGAUGGGCUUUGCUCAUGCCUCGCCUUCAUCUCAGCUCUCUCCAAAUGGCCAGCCGUCGGUCAACAGCGACUAUCCUUACUACCACAUUUCCGAAGCACAAAAUGUCUCCAGUCACGUUCCAUAUCCUGUAGCGUUGCAUGUAAAUAUAGUCAAUGUCCCUCAGCCAGCUGCAGCAGCCAUACAGAGACACUAUAAUGAUGAAGACCCCGAGAAAGAAAAGCGAAUAAAGGAAUUAGAAUUGCUCCUGAUGUCAACGGAAAAUGAGCUCAAAGGACAGCAGACGUUACCAACACAGAACCACACUUGCAGCUACCCUGGGUGGCACAGCACCUCCAUUGUGGACCAGACCAGACCUCAUGGAGACAGUGCACCUGUUUCCUGUUUGGGAGACCACCACUCCUCCACUCCUUCUCUGCCUGCAGAUCCUGGCUCUCUACCUGAAGAAAGCGCCUCGCCAGCCAGGUGCAUGAUCGUCCACCAGGGCACCAUUCUGGAUAACGUUAAGAACCUCUUAGAAUUUGCAGAAACACUCCAAUUUAUAGAUUCUGAGUCUUCAUGGUGUGAUCUCAGCAGUUUUGCAUUCUCUGAAGAAGAAGCAGCUUUUUCUCGUAGCCAACAGCACACAGGCAAAGCCUUCCAGCUUCAGCAAAGAGAGGGCCGUGGGACUAGACCUUCAGGAGAGCCUGGCCUGAGGGUGAACAGCCCAGGGCUGAGCCAGGAGGCGUCCCCUGGCCCAGCCAAAGCCUUACCUCUUGCGAGGCACAGCAUUGUUCCACUGGUCAUCCUUCGAAAAAAGCGGGGCCAGGCCAGCCCCUUAGCCACGGGAGACUCUAGCUCCUUCCUCUCUGCUGACAUCAGCACCUCAACUCCCAAGCAUUCCCCUGUGAAAAGCUUACCCUUCUCUCCCACUCAGUUCUUGAACACUUCCAGCAACCACGAAAACUCGGGCUUAGAUGGGCCUUCUUUAUCCCCCACUCCUCUCAGCGGUCACAAACUAACAACGCCGUGUCACAGAGACCAGACUGUGAAACCCCAGAAGGAAAAUUCCAUCUUUAGAACUCCAGCUAUCAAAAGAUCAAUCCUUGAAAGCUCCCCGAGAACACCCACGCCAUUCAAACACGCGCUCGCCGCUCAAGAAAUCAAAUACGGUCCCCUGAAGAUGCUACCUCAGACACCCUCUCACUUGGUGGAAGACCUGCAGGACGUGAUCAAGCAGGAAUCUGACGAAUCGGGAGUUGUUGCUGAGUUUCAAGAGAAUGGACCCCCACUACUGAAGAAAAUCAAGCAGGAGGUGGAGUCACCAACUGAUAAAGCGGGAAAUUUCUUCUGCUCAAACCACUGGGAAGGGAACAGUCUGAGCGCCCAGCUGUUCGCCCAGGCAUCUCCUGUGGCAGAUACCCCGAAUAUUCUUACAAGCUCUGUUUUAAUGACGUCGGUGUCAGAAGAUGAAGACAAUGUCCUCAAAGCAUUCACAGCACCUAAAAACAGGCCCUUGGUGGGUCCCUUGCAGCCCUGCAGUGGUGGUGCCUGGGAACCAGCAUCCUGCGGGAAGACAGAGGAUCAGAUGACGGUCUCCGGUCAGGCUCGAAAAUAUGUGAGCGCAUUCUCGGCUCGGACUCUGGUCAUGUGAGACAUUUCCAGAAAAGCAUUAUGGUUUUCAGAACACUCCAAGUUAACUUGUGAUAUAUCAUUCCUCAACGUGGAACGCUUCAUGAUUGAGAGAAGAACCUAUUUUUUGUUGUUGUUACAACAGUUGAGAGAAGCACCAAGUGCGUUUUAGUUGCAUGAAAUCUUAUUGGAUUUCACCCAACUAAAAAGGAUUUUUUUUAAAAAAAAAUUAAUGAAUUGCAGUCUUACCUAAAUUAUUAGGUAAUGAAUUGUAACCAUUUGUUAAUAUCGUAAUCAGAUUUUUAAAAAAAAAAAUAAAAUGAUUUAUUUGUAUUUUAGAGGAUCUAACAGAUCAGUAUUUUUUGACUGUGGUAAAUUUUUAAAAAAUUUUUAUACAAAGAAAUACCCCAGUAUCUCACAUUUCUCAAUCACUAAGCAUACCCACAAAUAUUUUUAAAAACCGGUAAAAGCAUUAUCAUGAAUGUUGGCUAAAUACCAAGUGAUAGUUCAUGGAGCCUCUAAGAGCUCAUUUGUAGUUAAUAAUAUUGGAAAUACGUUUAUUGGACUAAACCAACUCAUGAGGAUUUUUUUGUUAGCUUGCUUUAAAAAUUAUUACUGUAUGAAAUAGUUUUAUAAAAAAAUAUAUUUUUAUUCAGUAAUUUAAUUUUGUAAAUGCCAAAUAAAAAAAAAUGUGUUUCGCUGCUAUGGUCUUAGCCUGUAGACAAUGCUGCUAGUAUCAGAGGUGCAGUAGAGCUUGGAUGAAAGAAAAGAAACUCUGUGUUAGAUAACAAACUAUGCACUAGAACUUAAGACUUUUUUAUUUUUAUAUAUAUACUUUUUCCUUUUGUAAUUGGAAAACUUAUUUGGGAGAUUUUUGCAUUUGUUGUAUGUUUUCGUUUAUUUUUUUUUAGGAAAGUUUUUUUUUGUUAUUGUUGGUUUAUAAAAGCAUGCAUUGCACUUCUUUUUUUUGGGAAAUUUAUGUUGUUCAUGUCAUAUGUUUUGUUUUGAGUUGACCGUUCAUUUAUUCAGGCAUUCUGAGUCUGACAGAACUGCCUCAUGGUUCUUGUGUUUGUGGAGGACAAACGUAGAGGUCACUAGCCGGUUUCUGCCUUGAGAACACUGGGUGCAAGAUGGCCGGUCCUCAACUUCGGAAAUGACAGUGUACUUACUGCCUUGUAGCAAAAUAAAGCUGUGCCCUUAUUUUACAUA